Messenger RNA from Aspergillus puulaauensis, 1275 nucleotides. Its product is annotated as putative acid phosphatase. Bases 1 to 1275 code for a protein of 424 amino acids. Gene Ontology annotation, biological process: phospholipid catabolic process. The transcript is spliced from 2 exons. The record is from RefSeq and is a predicted model, not a curated record. Lineage: Eukaryota; Fungi; Ascomycota; Eurotiomycetes; Eurotiales; Aspergillaceae. Gene Ontology annotation, molecular function: hydrolase activity, acting on ester bonds.
AUGUACUCCAAGACCCUUGUCACCCUCCUCGGAGGUUUGUCCCUUGCCUUGGCCCAGACCUCCUCUGAGCAGACACCUUCAGUAGCUGAGAUUGAAGCUGCUCGGGCUACCGUCAAGCCCUACUCCCCUGUGACCAAUGUCCAGGGCAAAACCUUUUCCCGCUUUGUCAAUAUUUGGCUCGAAAAUACCGACUUUGAUGUCGCCGCCAACGAGAAGCACCUAGCCAAGCUGGCCAAGAAGGGUCUCACCCUUACCAACAUGUGGGCAGUCACCCAUCCCUCGGAGCCAAACUACUGCGCCUCCGCCGGUGGUGACACCUUCGGCAUGGACAACGACGAGUUCAACCAGGUCCCCACCAACGUCUCCACCAUCGCGGACAUGUUCGACACCAAGAAUGUCUCCUGGGGUGAGUACCAGGAGCACUUGCCGUACCCGGGAUACCAGGGUUUCCGCUACCCAACCUCGGGCGACGACGACUACGUGCGCAAGCACAACCCCAUGGUCCUUUUCGACUCCGUCACCGAGGAUGCCACGCGCCUCCGCCAGAUCAAGAACUUUACCUCCUUCUACGCCGACCUCGCCAACCAUAGCCUCCCCCAGUACUCCUUUGUCACCCCUAACAUGACCAACGAUGGCCACGACACAGACAUUGCCUUCUCCGGCACCUGGACCUGGGACUUCUUGAUUGACCUCCUUGACAACGAGCACUUCAUGAAAGACACCCUCGUUCUCCUAACCUUCGACGAGAACGACACCUACGAACUCGGCAACAAGGUCUUCAGCUUCCUGCUCGGUGGCGCGGUCCCUAAGCAACUCCUCGGCAAAGAAGACAACACCUUCUACACCCAUUACAGCAUCAUCGCCUCUCUAUCAGCCAACUUCGGCCUCCCCAGUCUCGGCCGCUGGGACUGCGGCGCAAACCUGCUCUCCUUCCUCGCCGACAAAGUCGGGUACACAAACUACGAGGUCGACACGAACAACCUCUACUUGAACGUGUCGUACCCUGGUCCUCUGGCUAAUGGCGAGUACGCCAAGCAGACCUUCGACUGGCCUGUCCCUGCCACCGAGGGUAAGUGCUCUGGUGGGCAUGGAAUCCUGGACGUGGUCAAGAAGACGUAUGCCGGCUUGAACGCUACACAUGACUACUCUAGCCCUGUGCCGUUCGAUGUGAAGACAGGUAACAGCGUGGGUGUCAAGUACAGCCGAACGCUUAAGAGUGGACAACGUGAGACUCAUGUUACGGGUAAGAAGCCCGCGACUUCCCGCAAGCCGUAA